Molecule: messenger RNA, 3305 nt
Organism: Cyprinus carpio (common carp)
Lineage: Eukaryota; Metazoa; Chordata; Actinopteri; Cypriniformes; Cyprinidae
Gene: lin54
Product: lin-54 DREAM MuvB core complex component
Exons: 13
Coding region: 254-2656 (800 amino acids)
Biological process (GO): regulation of DNA-templated transcription
Cellular component (GO): nucleus
Source: RefSeq, a predicted model, not a curated record
CGUCAUUUGUUGUUUCCUGCGAAGGCGUGGCUUGAUUAUGGGAUGUUAGAGGUGAAAUGGCGCUCGGCGCGGUAUUUUAAACAAUCGUCUUCGUCUGAGAGCGGAUGAUCGACGCGAUGCAGCGCCGAGCUGGACUUACGAGUGCGUGAUCGAGAGAAACCCGCGAGGAUUUCAGAAGAGCGCCUGGACACUGAUCUCGAGCGAGCGGAAGAGGUGCUUUGAGCUCGGUGUGUUUUCAGUAACUCCGUACACGAUGGAUGUGGUUUCACCUGAGCUCAACAGCCUCCUCCCUGAUGAGAUUAUGGAUACGGAAGCCAUCGCGAUGGAAGAGGAGCUCCCCGCCGAGCACCUCGCCGCUCCUCCCCAAUCUGAACCAGAGCCGCCGCAGGUUCCUAUGGAGACCGAGCUGCCUGAAAUCGUCAGCUUGUGUCCAGCCACCACGUCUAUGCAGAUGACCUCCACCGACGCUCAGUGCAGCACCAGCUCAGGAACUCAGCUCCUCCUCGCCCCCUCAAGCCUCAUAUCCGGCACCACCACCUCUGCCAAAACCACCAGUCCUGCGGUGACUCAGAACCUCCCCAAAAUCUCCAGCGUUACUGUCCCGGCCAACCACCAGCUCAUCAUCAACAAAGUGUCCGGCGCCUCCGCUGCGGAUGGCAAGUCUCCAGGCACUGCUGUGCUCAAGCCAGAAGGCCAGAAACUCUUGGUUGCCGGCCUCAGUAAAACAGGGCAGCCCAUUAUGUUGGCUCUGCCCCACACUUGGAACAAGCCCGCCACUACCCAGGGCACAGGGGACGCCAAGGCCCAGCCGACGCAGAUCAAAAUGUUGACGACAGUAGGGAAGCCUGUGAUAGCGGUGAGCUCAGCCAGUCAGCUGAUGGGCAGCUCCAGCACACUGCAGGCCCAGCAGCUCAAGACACUUCAGAUCACAAAGAAGCCCCCAGUAUCUACAGCUGGACCGAUGAUUACAAAGCUCAUCAUCACAAAAGCCCUGAACAAUAAAGGACUGUCCAGCCCAGCUUCUGUGGCUCCUGUAGUGACCGGGCGAGUUGUUACCCAGAGUACUCCAGUGACACCUCCACGCACCAUCACCAUCGGUGAGACCAGCACUGUGCCACAGAAUGCGUCUGGUAACAGCAAAGUCGCCAUCUCACCUCUCAAGUCUCCCAGCAAGCUGACUGUGGUUUCGGUGGCCAGUCAGUCUCCAAACUCGCCUCAGAAGUCUGUGACGCUGCCGCUCAACGUGGCUCUGGGCCAGCAGAUCCUCACUGUCCAACAGUCUGCCGCCACCUCUCCAGCUAAAGCAGGAACCAGCCAGUCCACCGCACAGACUGUAAAGUCAGUGCAGACAGUGGGAGGAGUGGGAACAUCCCAGUUUAAGACCAUCAUCCCCUUCUCCACACCUCCUAAUGUGCAGCAGAUCCAGGUGCCGGGUAGCCGCUUCCAUUAUGUGCGUCUGGUAACGGCCACCACCGGCAGCAGCACCGCACAGUCGAGCGGCAGCACCAACACCAACCCUUCAAUCCAACCAGCCAAGCCUGUGAUGAUGAACGCUGCAGUACGGAUGUCUGUACCCAUCGUCUCAGCACAGAGCAUCAAACAGGUAGUACCCAAACCCUUGACGUCAGCAGCCCAGGUGGUGACCACCAGUCAGACGCCCCAGCGUCUCAUCAUGCCAGCCACACAUCUGCCACAGAUCCAGCCCAACCUCACCAACCUGCCGCCGGGCACUGUGCUCACCCCCGCCCAUGGCUCUGGAAACAUGGGCUACGCUGUGUUACCGGCCCCAUACGUCACGCAGGUCUGUAUAUCAGUGAUGGAGCAGGACAUAUGCCGAUAUAUCUGCAGCAGUCUCAUAUCGGCUGAUAAAAUCAGCAAAACUAUAUAUCGGUCAGGCCCUAAAAUUAACCAUCAGGUAACAUUCUGUCUGUUUUAUUAUAGUUUAUCAACGUCUGAAGCAACUUCGAGGCCGAGAAAACCCUGCAACUGCACACGGUCACAGUGUCUGAAAUUGUAUUGCGAUUGCUUUGCCAACGGGGAGUUCUGUAAUAACUGCAACUGUGUUAAUUGCUUCAACAACCUUGAUCACGAGAGUGAAAGACUGAAAGCCAUCAAGUCAUGUUUAGACAGAAACCCUGUGGCUUUUAAGCCCAAGAUUGGCAAAGGCAAAGAAGGAGAGUCAGACAGGAGACACAGCAAAGGCUGCAACUGUAAGAAGUCUGGCUGUCUGAAAAACUACUGCGAGUGUUAUGAGGCAAAGAUCAUGUGUUCGUCCAUCUGCAAAUGCAUGGGCUGCAAGAACUUUGAGGAGAGUCCGGAGAGGAAGACGCUGAUGCACCUGGCAGACGCUGCAGAGGUGCGAGUCCAGCAACAAACCGCAGCCAAAACCAAACUGUCCUCACAGAUCUCAGAUCUGCUCACCAGAACCACACCGGCCAUCACCAGCGGAGGCGGAAAGUUGCCAUACACAUUCGUAACGAAGGAAGUGGCCGAGGCGACGUGUGACUGUCUGCUGGAGCAGGCCGAGCAGGCCGAACUCACCGACCAGCCUCAGGCCGUGGCAGAGCGCCUCAUUCUGGAGGAGUUUGGUCGCUGCCUCAGGAGGAUCAUCAGUUUUGCUGGCAAAGUCAAGACAGACUGUCCUAUCAACUGCUAGAGCUGUGACUCAGACCCGGGGUGUUGCUGAACCUAGACUCGAGCUCCACCGAGGGCACUUUUACCGGCCCUUAUAUGGAUUCAUGGGCCUUCUAAUAAAAAGACACAAACCAGAACUUCCCAUUGGCCUGUGAGAUGUGUUGUGGAGGACACACUAUAUUCAGUAGGAGGACUACAGUACUUCAUUGUAGCCCCUGUGAUGGGCUUAACACUGUUUGCUUUACCGGAAGGGGUUUAUUUUAGAACGAUCGAUACUAUUUUAAGGUAGUUUUUGUUUUGUUUGCCAAUGUUUUCCACUUUUAAAUCUGCAUAAUCAUGAUAUGUGUUUGUCUUUUAAAACUGGAUUUUCAUAUCAUCAUCAUUCACUGUCGUCUGAAAGCCCUUACUAAUGACCUCGGGAUAGUCGGGAUGAGGAAGGAACUUCCCUGCACAUGUUAUAAUUAGCUGUCUGAUCAUGACUUGUAUACAGUAAGUAGCCUGUACUGUAGCUUCAUUAUAUAUAAUUGCUCGCAGCAGAUUUUGUUCAUUGAGCAGAAUCGGGUUCAGACUUCAUGUUCAAGCACGCAAGCGUUCAGCCUGGAUGGGACAAGGGCCACACCAGAUUGAUACAGGUUUCCUGUACUCCAGAAAUCUAAGAUUAGAUUUUAAUC